CCAUAAAAGGCACUGGGAGGAGGUGGGGAAGGAAGGUUUGGAAAGGCCCUGAUUAGCUGCUUUGCAGUAAAACUCAGAGACAGUGAGUGCUAACAGGAAUGUGGAUUUUAUCCCUCCAGGAAUUCUAUUUAGCCUGCCAGGAAUUAACCUUGACUGUAAUUAGGCCAUCACUGAGAGCAGUGACCCUUUCAGAAAAUGUUUGGAAACCUCAACUUUGUUUAGAGACCUUGUGUGGGUGGAACUUCCUGUUUACACAGAGAGUGCCUCAUAAAGUCCAGUUGCUCCGAUGUGCUUUGGGGACCAGACUGAGUGCAGGGAGUAGGGUACGAAACAAUCUGGUCUCCUCAGGUCCCUUCUCCCUGCAGCAUGGCGAAGAAGAAGCUUCUUCAUCCAAGUCUUAUUCUCCUCCUCCUGGUCUCCCUGCCCACAGUCUCUGGAAACCCGCAGUAUAUGGUCCUGGUCCCUUCCCUGCUCCACACUGAGACCCCUCAGAAGGGCUGCCUCCUCCUGAGCCACCUGAAUGAGACCGUGACUGUGAGUGCUUCCUUGGAGUCUAUCAGGGGAAACAGGAGCCUCUUCACUGACCUCACGGCAGAAAACGACUUAUUCCAGUGUGUCUCCUUCACUGUCCCAAAAUCUUCAGCCGAUGAAGAGGUAAUGUUCCUCUCUGUCCAAGUGAAAGGACCAACCCAAGAAUUCAAGAAGAGGACCACAGUGGUGGUUAGGAAUGAAGAGAGUCUAGUCUUCGUCCAGACAGACAAACCUAUCUACAAACCAGGGCAGACAGUAAAGUUUCGUGUGGUCUCAUUGGAUGAAAAUUUUCACCCCGUGAAUGAAUUGAUUCCUCUAGUAUACCUUCAGGACUCCAAAGAAAAUCGCAUCACACAAUGGCGGAAUCUCCAUUUAGAGAGCGGCCUCACGCAGUUGUCUUUCCCCCUCUCAUCAGAGCCUGUUCUCGGCUCCUACAAUGUAGUGGUACAGAAGGAAUCAGGCAGAAGAAUAGAGCACCCCUUCACCGUGGAGGAAUUUGUGCUUCCCAAGUUUGAAGUGAGAGUGACAAUGCCAAAGAUAAUCACUAUAUUCGAAAAAGAGGUGACUGUGUCAGUGUGUGGCAUAUACACCUAUGGGAAGCCCGUCCCUGGAAAAGUAAGUGUGAGCAUAUGCAGAAGUUAUAGCAACCCUUCUAACUGCUUUGGUGAAGAGUCGCAGGCACUCUGUGAGAAAUUCAGUGAGCAGCUAAAUAGCAAUGGCUGCUUUUCUCGGCAAGUAAGUACCAAGAUCUUCCAGAUGAAGAGGCAAGGGUAUGAAAUGAAACUUCAGUUAGAGGCCAAGAUCAAAGAAGAAGGAACAGAGGUAGAAUUAACUGGAACUGGGUCCAGUGACAUUACAAGCACCAUAACCAAACUGUCAUUUGUGAAAGUGGAUUCAAACUUUAGACAAGGGGUCCCCUUUUUUGGACAGGUGCGCCUAGUGGAUGGGAAAGAUGUCCCCAUGCCAGAUAAACUCAUCAUCAUCCGAUCAGAUGAAGCUGAUUAUGACUUCAAUGCUACCACUGAUAAGCAUGGCCUGGUGCAGUUCUCCAUCAACACCACCAACAUUAUGGAUACCACCCUCACCGUCAGAGUGAAACACAAGGAUAAUGGUCCCUGUUAUGGCUACCAAUGGCUGUCAGGAGAAAACAGAGAAGCACAACACACCGCUAAUCGUGUAUUCUCCUUAAGCAAGAGCUUUGUCCGCCUUGAGCCCAUGGCUCAUACCCUACCCUGUGGUCAAACUCAGAAGGUUGAGACACAUUAUAUUCUGAAUAAACAGGUCCUGGGGAAUCUAAAGGAGCUCAUCUUCUAUUACCUGAUUAUGGCAAAGGGAGGCAUUGUCCGAACUGGAACUCAUGUACUGCCUGUAGAUGGUGGAGACAUGAAAGGCCAUUUUUCCCUGUUAGUCCCUGUGGAGUCAGACAUUGCUCCCACCGCUCGAUUGCUCAUCUAUGCCAUUUUACCUGAUGGAGAAGUGGUUGGGGAUUCAGCAAAAUAUGAGGUUGAAAAUUGUCUGGCCAACAAGGUGGAUUUGAACUUCACCUCAGCACAAAGUCUUCCAGCCUCACACAUCUACCUGAAAGUCUCAGCUUCUCCUGAGUCCCUCUGUGCUGUCCGUGUGGUGGACCAAAGUGUGCUGCUCUUGAAGCCCGAGGCUGAGCUUUCCCCAUCCUCGGUUUAUAACCUGCUACCCGUGAAAGACCUAACUGGGUUCCCUGCGAGUUUAAAUCAGAAUGAAGAUGAUGGAGACUGUGUCGAUCACCCUAAUGUCUAUAUUAAUGGAAUCACGUAUUCCCCAGUGGAAAACACAAAUGAAAAAGAUAUAUAUAGUUUCCUGCAGGACAUGGGUUUAAAGGUAUUCACCAACACAAAGAUUCAUAAACCCAAAAUAUGCCCACAGUCUCAUCAUUAUGCAAGGCAGGCAUCCAGACUAGUAUUAUCUCCUCCAGUAGCCUUUGAAAUGAGAAGAGGCCCAGACUUUAGAGAAUUGAAAGCAGAUUCAGCAAUUGUAGAGUCUCAUAUAGAGACUGUGCGAACGUAUUUCCCUGAGACGUGGAUCUGGAGCUUGGUGGUGGCAAACUCAUCAGGUGUGGGUGAAGUAGGAGUAACAGUCCCUGAUACCAUCACCGAGUGGAAAGCGGGGGCCCUGUGCCUGUCCAAUGACACUGGACUUGGUCUCUCUCUUCCUGCUACUCUCAAAGCCUUCCAGCCCUUCUUUGUGGAGCUCACAAUGCCCUACUCUGUGGUCCGUGGAGAAGCCUUCACACUCAAGGCCACGGUCUUAAACUACCUUCCCCAGUGCAUCCAGGUCCUUGUGCAGCUGGAAGACUCUCCUGAAUUCCUAGCUGUCCCAGUAGACAGCGAACAGAAGUCUUACUGCGUCUGUGGGAAUCAGCGGCAAACCGUGUCCUGGGCUAUAACCCCGAAGUCACUGGGGAGGGUGAAUUUCAGUGUGAGCGCAGAGGCAGUGAAUUCUCAGGAGCUGUGUGGGACUGAGGAGACCGUGGUUCCUGAACAUGGAAAGAAAGACACAAUCAUCAAGCCCCUGUUGGUUGAGCCUGAAGGACUACCAAAAGAAACAACAUUCAACUCCCUGAUCUGUUCAUCAGGCACUGGGGUGUCUGAAAUAUCCCUGAAAGUGCCACCAAAUGUUGUGGAAGAAUCAGCCCGAGCAUCCAUCUCAGUUUUGGGAGACAUAUUAGGCUCUGCUAUGAAAGACACACAAAAUCUCCUCCAGAUGCCCAAUGGUUGUGGAGAACAGAAUAUGGUCCUCUUUGCUCCUGACAUUUAUGUUCUGGAUUACCUGAAUGAAACACAGCAGCUGACUUCACAGAUGAAGACCAAGGCGAUUGGCUACCUCAUCACUGGUUACCAGAGACAGCUGAACUAUAAGCACUAUGAUGGUUCCUAUAGCACCUUUGGGGAGCAACAUGGCAGGAGCCAGGGGAAUACAUGGCUCACAGCUUUUGUACUGAAGACUUUUGCCCAGGCUAGACGCUACAUCUUCAUUGAUGAAACACACAUCACCCAAGCUCUCACCUGGCUCUCCCAGAAGCAGAAAGACAAUGGCUGUUUCAGGAGCUCCGGGUCACUGCUCAACAAUGCCAUUAAGGGUGGAGUAGAUGAUGAAGUGACCCUGUCUGCCUAUAUCACCAUUGCCCUUCUGGAGAUUCCUCUCCCAGUCACUCACCCUGUUGUCCGCAAUGCCCUGUUCUGCCUGGAGUCAGCUUGGAAGUCUGCCCAGGAUGGAGCCCACAGCAGCCAUGUCUACACCAAGGCACUGUUGGCCUAUGCUUUUGCCCUGGCAAAUGACCAGGACAAGAGGAAUGAGAUACUCAAGUCACUUGACAAGGAAGCUGUGAACGAAGGUGACUCCAUGCACUGGGCACGAGCUCAGAAACCCAAGGCAGCAGUGGAGCCUUUCUACCAUCCUCAGGCUCCCUCUGCUGAGGUGGAGAUGACGUCCUAUGUGCUCCUCGCUCUCCUCACCGCCCAGCCUGCCCCGUCCUCAGAGGAACUGAAUACUGCAUUACGCAUCGUGAAGUGGAUCACAAAGCAACAGAAUUCCAAUGGAGGCUUUGCCUCCACCCAGGACACAGUGGUGGCUCUCCAUGCCCUGUCCAGAUAUGGAGCAGCCACUUACUCCAGGACUGGAAAUGUUGCACAAGUGGCCAUUCAGGAUUCAGAGACCUUUUCCAGAAAUUUCCAAGUGGACAAUAACAACCUCCUAUUACUGCAGCAGGUCUCAUUGCCAAAAGUGCCUGGGGAGUACACUGCAACUGUGACAGGAAGCAGAUGUGUCUACCUCCUGACAUCCUUGAAAUACAAUGUUCUCCCAGAGAAGGAGGUAUUCCCAUUUGCUUUGGAGGUACAGACUCUGCCCCCAACUUGUGAUGGACCCAAGGCUCACACCAGCUUCCAGAUUUCACUGAAUGUCAGCUAUACAGGAAGCCGCCCUGUCUCCAACAUGGUGAUUGCUGAUGUAAAGAUGGUAUCUGGUUUCAUUCCCCUGAAACCAACAGUGAAAGAGCUUGAAAGAUCUAACCAUGUGAGCCGGACAGAAGUCAGCAAUAACCAUGUCUUGAUUUAUCUGGAUGAGGUGACAAAUCAGACAUUGAGCUUGUCCUUCACGGUUGUGCAGGACAUCCCAGUAAGAGAUCUAAAACCAGCCAUAGUGAAAGUCUAUGAUUACUAUGAGACAGGUGAGUUUGCAAUUGCUGAGUACAACGCUCCCUGCAGCAAAGAUCAAGGAAAUGCUUGAAGAUCACAGCAACAAAAAUUGCUUUGCUGCAGUCCCUGUGGAAUAUGGAGGAAAAGGGUUUUGUCUUUCUAAAGAUUUGGUGAAUAAAC
This is a messenger RNA of Loxodonta africana (African savanna elephant), 4883 nucleotides long. It is a transcript of the gene A2M, whose product is annotated as alpha-2-macroglobulin. Lineage: Eukaryota; Metazoa; Chordata; Mammalia; Proboscidea; Elephantidae. The transcript is spliced from 36 exons. Gene Ontology annotation, molecular function: protease binding; endopeptidase inhibitor activity. The record is from RefSeq and is a predicted model, not a curated record. Gene Ontology annotation, cellular component: extracellular region. The coding region runs from base 367 to 4794 and encodes 1475 amino acids.